Molecule: messenger RNA, 1934 nt
Organism: Alnus glutinosa
Lineage: Eukaryota; Viridiplantae; Streptophyta; Magnoliopsida; Fagales; Betulaceae
Product: BTB/POZ domain-containing protein At3g05675
Exons: 4
Coding region: 313-1641 (442 amino acids)
Source: RefSeq, a predicted model, not a curated record
GAUCACCAGCGAAGAAAACAACCAACCAAAAAGCUCGUUCUAACCCACUUGACCCUCACCCUCAGAGAGAGAGAGUGAGAGGAGAGCUUUCUGGGUUGCUUGCUCAUGCGAAAUAGAAACGAAUGAAUGAGGUAUCUGUCAGGUGAAAACAUAGCAAAUGCAGGAAUUUUACAAUUGAAAAGAAUUUUUAGACCAUGUUGGAGAUCUGUACGUGACAUUCUUCUGGGUUACUCAUAUGAGAUUCUUCUUUACGGUACAGGUGCCAUAAUGUUAAUGCAUAAAAGAUAAUACUCUUUAGUGCCCAUUGCUUCAAUGGACUCUCCUGAAAAUGAAAUACGGGUUCCUGGCAAGAUUGGUGACCGGUCGACCAGUGAUGUAGUUGUGAGACUACGAACACAGGAUGGCCGAGAUGAUUGGAUAUACUGUCAUUCCCACAUACUCAUAGAAAAAAGUGAGUAUUUUGCUGACCGCCUCUCUGAGAAUUGGCCAACGUGUCAGAUUCUUGACUCACGCAACUGUGUUGAGGUUUACUGCCAUGAAUCUGACUUUGACUACCAUGUCAAUGUUCUACGCCUUCUCUAUGCUGUCAUAGAUGGCUCAAUGGAUGAAAUGUGGCAUGGUGUUAGAAAUGCCCUAGGCAUACUGCAGGUGGCUUUCGAGCUUGGGUGCCCACAAAUUGUUACUGCUUGUGUGAAGUACUUGGAAGCUGUCCCGUGGGAAGAGGCUGAGGAGGAGGAAAUUCUAAGAAUGAUACCACACAUAGGAUUACAAACAGAGCCCAUUCUUGCCCGUCUCCAACCGGUCAAUCCAUCAGCUAUCUUGGGGAUUUUUCUCUCAACCAUCCGAUUUGCCACAUCGUCUCCUCCUCCACCAAUGAAUGAUCUUAAAAUUUCAGCGCAGGAGCAGCUCGAGUACAUGAUAACUGAAGAUGACGAUGCCCCUCUAUUAACUGCUGAUGAUGAGAUAAAAUUGGUGGUGAAAGAAUGCGUAAAGAGUUUAUUGUCCAGAUUCAACAAUCUUUUAGAAGCUUUAUUGUGUGAACCUGUAGAAUCAGUUUGUGGGCCAGGAAUAAUGCAGUCAUUUCAGUCCUAUAUCUCUGAUUUGUCAUGGGCUGGUCAAAUACUGAAUAAGCUGGAAAUUAUGAGAGAAUUUGUCAACAACUGGAUUGAUGUAUCAGAUAAGAUAGUCAAGGUUGUUGAGCAAGCAAGUCCAACUGCUGAAAUUACUGAGACAAGGUUCAAAGUUAUUGAAGUUGCAGCGAAAGUUUUAGAGGCAAUAGGGUAUGGCACUGUUAUAUUGCCAACUGCAAAACGGCUUCAUGCAGUGAAGGUGUGGCUUCCAUUCGUGAGGGUUACAAAACCUUUGGUUGAUACCGUCGGUUGUGACGGUGACGUUGACGAUGCUCUGACAGUUAAAAUAGAUGGUGAGCUGUGGCAAUCCUUGGAAUCAACAUUGGUUUCAAUAAUUCUUGCUUUGCCGUCUGAGGACCAGGCAGAGAUUUUAACUGAAUGGCUAGGAAAUGAGCAUAUUCGGUAUCCAGACCUGACUGAGGCAUUUGAGGUUUGGUGUUAUAGGUCCAAGGUUGCCAAGAGAAGGCUAUCAUUGGUAGUGGGAAAUCAUGCUAUGACCAACACACUCUAACCUUUUUGCAUAUUUUUGUCAGGCCAUCCUUUUGGGCACCCUUUAGCAAUCAAGGCAUCUAGAGAGAAACUUAUCCUUACAUAAAUCAGAGAAGGCAAAAUUUCUUGCUUUGAAUUCCUUGUUGAAUGUAUAGUUUUCGGGUGUUAUAAUCAUGUGAUGUAGGGCUUGUUCAAUCGUAAAAGUAGUCACAAUUGAGUUUUUGAUUUUGUGGAAUACCUGAAAUCAUACUGUCAAAUUUACUCGGACCAGUUUUAUAUAUCAAAGGACAAUUAUUAUAAUAUCCUUUUAUGCUA